Lytechinus pictus (painted urchin) is the source of this 9057-nucleotide messenger RNA. RefSeq lists its product as uncharacterized. The transcript has 33 exons. Lineage: Eukaryota; Metazoa; Echinodermata; Echinoidea; Temnopleuroida; Toxopneustidae. Gene Ontology annotation, molecular function: metallocarboxypeptidase activity; zinc ion binding. Bases 358 to 5520 code for a protein of 1720 amino acids. The record is from RefSeq and is a predicted model, not a curated record. Gene Ontology annotation, biological process: proteolysis.
GCAGAUGAAAAACUGAAACUCGAACUUGAGAUGAAUUAACUGAGGUAAUCGCAAAGACAGUUUGGCAAAGUAUUUCUUCAACAACUCAGGUUUCUUCCACAGUAAAAGUCACCUGGAGAUUUAGGCAGUCACUAUCCUAGAUCUUGUAGAAUCAGUGACAGUGCAGCUCCGCCUUCCAUGAUAGAAACCUUGGUUUCUCAAUGAUUUCCACCAGCUUCCCUAUUGGCCUCACUUGUAAUGACAAAGCUGACUGGGGCGUGUCUUCCAUGAUGUAGUGAUUAUGAUUGGCUGUUACUAAAGGGGACUUUUCCAUUAGUUCUUGGGGAGGUUCAACAGCAGUGACAAAAAACAUUCAUCAUGUCAUUUCUGCAAGGAACAUCUCGCAUUAACUUUGAAUAUGACCUUAAUCCAUAUGAGAGCUUUAUGAGAAACCACCUCAAGCAUUAUGGCUAUUAUACAGGUCGCAAUGAGAAUUACCGGACUCCCAACAAGGCUUUGAAAGCAUGGGACCGUGGCAACGGUUACGAGCUGAGUGAUGGGGCGUCCGAUACCGAAUACGAGAACCAAGCUCUGAAAGAUGACGACAAAAAUGACCCGGAUAACUCGGCGGACAGGCAGAAGCGCACUACUCAACUCAUUUUCAACUACAGUGCUGGCAAGAUGGUUCCAAAGCUUCGUGAACCUCGGAAUCUGUAUGCUCUCUCAAAGGAUCCAGGACCUCAACAGGCUCCUAGAUGGCCUGCUGAUGUAGAGGUUCUACGUGAAACUGUUCAACACAUCGAUGAUAUACCCGCAGAGAGUGAGCCGUUCUAUCAACCAAGUGGUUUUGAGAAGACACCGAUGCCGUUACCCGAAGGAGAAGGAAGAGUUGUCUAUCACCACCCUCUUACUCAUGAAGAAUAUUUCCUACGAUCUCGUGUCGGGGGUAACAGGAAUGGUCCUAUACCAAGAGCUGCUAAGCUGAAGUCGUCCGAAGACACUACUUUGAUCUUUGAAUCCCGGUUUGAAAGUGGCAACCUGAUGAAGGCUAUCCAAGUGUCUGAGUUUGAGUAUGAAUUAGAGUUGAGAUAUGAUCUAUACACUCAUAAACACACCCAGUGGUUCUACUUCAGAUUCGGCAAUACAAGACGUAAUGUUCGCUAUCGGUUCACCAUCACCAACUUUAUGAAGUCUGGUAGUUUAUACAACAGCGGCAUGAGACCGUUGAUGUAUUCAGAAUGCAAUGCUCAAACCAAGGAAAUAGGCUGGAGGAGAGUGGGUGAUGAUAUCAAAUAUUACAAAAAUGACGUCAGGCUGAAAAAUGUCAAGAGAAGGAGGAAAGAUGUGAAAGGAGAUAGGAACUUCUACUAUUCCCUGACAUGGACGUUCACUGUUCCACACGAUAAUGAUACAUGCUACUUUGCCCAUUGCUAUCCAUACACGUACUCAGAUUUACAGGAUUACCUUCAGAACCUUACCAAUGAUCGAGUCCGAAGCAAAUACUGUAAGCAGAGGAUCCUAUGUAGAUCAUUAGCAGGCAAUGUGGUCUAUGUUCUAACCAUCACAUCACCGUCUCUCAAUCCUGAUGAUGCCAAGGUGAAGAAAGCAGUAGUGGUGACAUCUCGUGUUCAUCCUGGUGAGACGAACGCUAGCUGGAUGAUGAAAGGAUUCUUAGACUACCUCACCAGUGAGAUGCCAGAUGCAAAGUUGCUGCGUGAUCUGUUUGUCUUCAAGAUCGUACCCAUGUUGAAUCCCGACGGUGUGAUCGUCGGGAACUACCGAUGCUCUCUCGCAGGGAGAGAUCUUAACAGGAACUACAAGACGAUACUCAAAGACUCAUUCCCAUCGGUUACACACACCAAGGCUAUGGUCAAAAAGUUAAUGGAAGAGAGAGAAGUAAUAGUUUACUGUGACCUCCACGGUCACAGUAGGAAACAGAACGUCUUCAUCUACGGCUGUGACAAUAAGAAGAAUCCAGAUCUUCGACUGAAAGAAAGAAUCUUUCCCAUCAUGCUUUACAACAAUGCUGGAGAAAAGUUCAACUACAACAACUGUAAGUUCAAGGUCCAGAAGAGCAAGGAAGGAACGGGACGCGUGGUGGUCUGGCAGAUGGGUAUUAUGAACAGUUACACCAUGGAGGCCUCAUUCUGUGGGUCUACGUCUGGCGAUAAGAGGCUAACUCAUUUCACAACGGAAGACUUUGAAGCUAUGGGAUACCAUUUCUGCGAUUCACUACUCGACUAUUGUGAUCCUGAUAAAUCUAAGUGCAAUACAAUCUUUUCCGACUUGGAGGAGAAGCUGAGGCAAGAGAUCUUGGCUCAUCUGGAGAGAACUGGAACACCCCUCCCUCAAAACGGUUUCAUCGAUCUCUCAGCUGAAUAUCCGUCAGGUUUAGAAUCAAGUACGACUGGUUCCGAUAGUUCAGCCGAUGAUGGCCUUCCUGUUCAUCUCAUUGCAUUAGCACCCAAGCUGAGCAAGAAGAAGAAAUUAAAAACAAGGAAGGAACGGGACAAGAAGAGACAGAAUGCAGAGAAAAACAAAGAGAAAGAGAAGGAGAAAUCGGGAAGUGCUUCUAGCAAUCAUCAAGGAGACACUAACAAGGAGAGUGAGGCUGAGAAGAAAUCAGCCGCAGCAAAAGACAAGAAAGAGAAGGUUUUUUCUAUUGAACAGAGCUAUAAACAGAACCAGGAAAAGCUUCGCUAUCGCCAUGGAGACAGAUCUUCCCUUCACUCAGCUGGUCGAGGAGGGCGUCAGACACUUUGCAGACAGGAGGCUGGAAACCUGUACUCGCAGGAUAAGAAUGAUGUCAAGAAUUUGAAGAAGACUGAGUACCUAGAAGCCUUAACCAAUGCCUACCUGAUGAGUGGAAUACUAAAGCCAGCUCCGGAAGAGACGGCCUCGCUGCGCUAUUCUACAGGAAGUCAUGGUCUAGGUGCCCAAGGAUUACAGUUGGGUCAGGUUGAAGGGCUCUGUCCUCAUCAUGAGAAAGCUUUCGCCGAACAGUUUGUGGCCAACCAACUAGCUGGUCUUUCCUUUGCAGAUGAUAAAUACAACUGGAGCCACACUGCAGUGGAGACCCGACGCCCCGUCGAGGCGGCUGCCUCCUACCACUCUGCCCCGCCCCGGGAGCGCCACGCCCAAGCCACGCCCUCAGACCCGAUCCAACUCAUCUCCACCACCGCUACGCACGGGCAUCCCGUCCGUGCUGGCAGCGCUCGUAGGACACCGACCAGGCUCGGUGGGAGCAGGAGGGUGUCGUCGCCCUCUAAGACGAUCGUAUCCCCGGCCGACGGGGUGGUAGAGGCCACUGGAGACUAUAAGAAACUAGGCUCGGAGUUUGUAAAGAGAGGAGUAUCGUCCAAAGCAUUAUCUCUGCGCUCCAACGGUUGCGCAACAUCGACUACCUACUCAGUUCAGGAGACGAAUAAGUCCAUGGAGGCUCCAAAACAGCCCCCACCUACGUUAGUUCGUCACGGUGGCAACGUCCCUUCUGUAGCACCCGACAGACCGCCCUCUAGAGGCAGUCAGAGGCCAAGCAAUGCCAUGACGCCAUCAGGCUACCAAGAACUUCUCACACGUAAAGGAACUAGGUCGGAGGUCAGAGCUACCCAGGGGAUUCCGCUCCAACUGUCUGUCGUCAUGGGAACCACGCACUCCACCCCUAGUCCGAACAGUGACGGGGCUGACCCCACGGGGGCCCAUCAAGGCCAAGCGCAAAUCAUCGCCAACCCCGGUUCAUCUAUCACCCCAGUCAAGAAAGCUGAACCCUUCUUCAUGGCUAGUGAAGUACUAACACAGCCUCAACGGAAAGGACAUAUCAAGGAUUCCUUAGAAAACGCCCCUAGUGAGAGUGCAUUCAUGUCUCCUAGCUCCCAGAACUGGCCCAAGACUUCCCCUCAGGCCAAGAACCAUAACUGCACCACAGAAGCCACGCCCAUCUCAGACCCCGCCCUCUACGCCAAUCAGAACAUCACUCCUAGCUCUCACCACUUCAAGAAAGCCCAGGACUUCUACGGUGGACGAAGCUCGCCUUCUCCUUCACAGCCAGAGCGCCAUCCGAGUCCCAUCAGCAUGGGUUCGGCCGCGAGACUCCAGGCAAAAUACGGACGGAAGAGCGCCUCUGCAGUCCAUUCUGGGGAAACCCAGAGGUGCUACCGAGGAUCCUUGAAACCGGCAAGCCGUAGUGUGGAUCCUAACAACAACAAUAGCAACACAGGGAUGAGCACUAGCACCGAUGAUGCAGGUAGCAACGGAAUCCAGUCGACCUCUGAAGACAUCGGUGAUGAUGGUAAAGCGCUCCUACCUGAUCAAACCAGCUCUGAUUCUAGAUCAGAAAGGAUUGAUGGGGAUUAUUACUACUCUGAAGGAAUUCCUUCAAAUGCCAUUGAAGCAGAUGGGGCGCAACGCAACAAAGGCCUCACCAUGAACUCAACAGUUGAAACAAAACUUGAUAUUGCCUCUAGGGAUAUCAAUACUAACGGACAGAAAGUGACGGCAGGACAGGAGAAGGACUACGCCAAGGGGACCAUGAGCACACAUGCUCGUCGAUUAGACAAGAAGGCCGAGCUCAAACACUUGGAAAAAUCUUCAGAGGGGGAUACUGCUUUCACCAGAUCUCCUGAUGAUGUUCCGUCUGAGGGUGACCUACGAGUUGCUAGUAAUGCAUCAACACAUCUCAACAAACAGUCUUAUAAGGUUACUCUGUCACAAAGUGCCACUGCCAUUGGUCACAAUCACCCAUCACAGGGAUCUUCACAAAUCACCCCUCGUUCUAGAAUGGACUCUACCAGUCCCUUGCAGAGAUCACCAAGACUGCUGGACCGAUCCACUAUCCAGAGGGGUGUGGAUGGUUCACUGCAUGUAAGGAAACCUACUCCAAGAGAAAGGGUCAAGAGUGGUUUAGCCACGGCACAAGAUUUACAAGACCUUGGCAACGGUGAUGUCUCUGAGCUUGAUGUCCUGAUAUCCAUGGAUGACAAUCCUUACAGGGUUACCCUUGAACAAACUCCAGAUACCCUCAUCAAAGAAACCAGCCCACAACCCUCUGCUAGAGUCACCAAACCAGUGACCUCUGGGAUUUACUCCCCUCACUCUCCUCGCGGUCGGGUUACAGAUCCUAAACGUCCGCUCUCCUCCAAGUGUCGGGACGGUAGCAGCCCUCGUCAGCCUGACGCCCAUCCUGACAGCCGAGGUGAUCCUCAUGCCCUUCAGUACUUCUCGGUGUCCAAGCUGUCUCUUCAGAACCGUGCCUUCGAGAAGAGUCCUCAGCCGACACCAAGAUCACCGAGUAGCAACCUCCAUGAUGGUGCAGUUGUGUCAGAUCAUCCACAUGGGACCAGACCAGGUGCUCAUAGACCUAAGACACAGAACAGUAACAAGACCACAGCAACGGGUGGACGAGGAGGAAAGGGAAAGAGAUCCCCCCGUCCACAGCCUCAGAAGGGACAGGAUUCACCCCAUGUAGUUGUCACUCAAGGAGGCUUCAUGGGACACCGGACGCAGCCAGGACAUCUCAAAGUACACUAUUCCAAGAAGAAGUGAGAUCCAGUGGGAUUGGACACAUCCAGGGCAUCUCAAAGGAGAGUAUUCCAGGAAGAAAUGAGAUUCAGUAGCAUUGGAGAAUUCAAGAAGAUUUCGUAGGACAUCGGACUCAGUCAGGGCAUCUCAAAGGACAGUAUGCCAGGAAUGAACGAGAUUCGGUAGCAGUGUGGCAUUCUAGGAGGUGUCAUGGGACAUCUGGCACAGCCAGGCUUGUCAAAGGACAGUAUUCCAGGAAGAAGUGAGACAGACAAAGAGGAACAGCAACAUAAAGAGAAGCAAGGGGGUGGCAGUGAUCUACUAGGCUUCAUAGGACACCUAGUGAAGUGCCUAGCAAGUACAUAUGAUUAUUCGAACAGCCUAUGAUGUCGUAGUUUAGGUCCCCAUUUCACAGAAGGGAGACCUUUGAAGGACCUUUGAGAGACAAAACAUUGGCAAAAUCUUACAGCAGUCUCCAAGAUCACUGAAAUUUGUCAUCUUUGUGGAAUGGCUCCGAAAGACCCCUUAAAGAACUCUGAAAGACUGAUUAAUACUUCUUGUCUUACUGGGCUUAGACUAGUCCUAUAGAGAUCUUUCAGUCGUCUUUCAGAGAUCUUUUAUGCAACAAGUGAUCUUUCAGAAUUCUGUCCAUGGACUUUUCCUGGUCUUUCAAUGAUCUUUUAAUGAACUCUCAUGAGUCUUUCAGCGAUCUCCGCAAAAAUCUUGAGAGACUGUCAAAAGAUCAUGGAAAGGCUAAUAAGAACUUUGAGAGUUCAUCAAGAGACUGCUGAAAGUCCAUCAAAAGACCAUUUUCCUGAAAGACUGUUUUGAAUCGUUUAAAAAAAGUUUUGGAGAUCAUGGAGACCACGAAGACCAGUGAAAGAUAAAUCAGGAAUCAUGAAAGACCUCAGAGAUCUUUGAAAGUUCAUUAGCAGACCUUUGAAAGAUCAAACAAGUUUCAUGUUCUUACAGUGGUCUUUCAGAUACCUUGCUCUCUGUGGAAUGGAGGUUUUAGAGAAUAGCAAAGGAAAAUUGAAAAUUUUAAUAAGGAGAAAUCUUUAAAAGCUACAUGUAUUAUCAGAAUCCUCUUUUUCCCAGUGUGCCAUAGAAUGAAAAGCGGCUGAGCUUUAAAUUUGGCUGUGUGAUUUUUUGUAAGCAUCAAAAUCAGAAACAAGAAUGAAUUUGAACCUUCUCAUCUCAUUGUUCUUGUUUUGGUUGGAAAUGUUUGAUUUUCAUGAAAGUGGUUGCUGUGAAAAGUGAUCAAAGUAGUUUUCAACUUUCCAGAAAUUGACGGAUAAAUCACUAUGCUCUAUCCCUGGCAGUAGAGUCCCUUCCCCCCCCCCCCACGCACAUUCCAUUGCUUACCAUAUUCUGUGAAUGCAUCUAUGCAAGCAUGAUUCCAGGAAGUGUCAGGCUUGCGUUAAAGAGGAAGUUCACCCUGAAGAGAAGUUUGUUGGAAAAAUUGCAGAAAAAUAAUUAUAAAUAUUGGUGGUUUGAGGAAAAUCCAUUAAAGGUUAAGAAAGUUAAUCGAAUUUUAAGUUUUGGAUUUGUGGCGUUAUAAACGAGCAGCUGCCCCAUAUGUUAUGCAACAUGAAAUGCAUAAAUUUCAAUUUUCUAAUGAUUUGUAAUGACUUAUUUUUGUUUUCUUUUAAGAACGGGUGUGAAUUGAUUUGUCUAUUGAUGUAAUGAAGGUACAGUAAAACCCACUUUCAAUUAACAAACAGAAUCGUACUAUAUCAAGACGAUGAUGCAUGCAUGGGUGUACAUCAUAUUUAGUAAAUACUUUGAAUGCACAAAUGGUUUUAUAUGUUGGGGUUCGACGGCUUUCCAUAGUUAUGAUUAAUUGGAUCACUUGUAACCCUUAGUAAGCUAGGGACCUGAUAGUACACAAAUAGCAAAUUUGUGUACUAUCAGUGCACAUGAGUGCGAUGGUGCAAGAUUUCGCAUGAGGUGAAAGAAAGAUGCUCUAUUCAACGAAGUGUUAGCGUAGUUGAAUAGAGUGUCUUUCACCGAAUGCGAAAUCUCACACCAUUGCACGAAUAUGAUUUUUUUUUUUUACGAAUAUGAAUAUUCGCUAAUUGUGUUGUACAACGCCUCGGAAUCUAGCGAAAAUAUGAAAGAAAAAAAAUCCCUGCAGUAAUCUAUGAAAAGGGAGCAAAAAUAUUGAAAGCAAAAAGCAAAAUUCCACAAGUGCACAUGACCCUGGGCAGCUUUGCGCAUUUAGCCAGCAGGCUCUACGCGUAUUGCACCUUCAUUUUUACUGAGCGCAAUGAAUAGAAUUGUAUUGUGACGUCACCUCCUAAAGCCGUGCAACGGUACAUUUUGGAUGGUACGUCGUGUGUGCAACGGUACGAAUGUUUGAUAUUCAGCCUCCCAUUUGCUCACGUACAACAAGCUCAUUAGGCGUUGUACAAUAUUGCCUCUCCCAAGACAUUGCUUUCUCUAAGGACGGUUUCACUGACAUACAUGUAGUUUAUUUAUAGUAAUUGUGAUAUGGGUUUUAGAAUUAUAGGCAUUUAAAUAUCGCCAUCUAUCUAGAAAUAACCUAUUCCGAGGCACACUAUUAGAAGUACCACGGCUUAGGCUUAGGCUUCCGCUCCCAGCACUGCAUUCAAGGAACUAAUCCAACGAGGGGGCGGUUUCAUAAAGCUGUUUGUAAAUUAAGAGCCACUUUAAGAACGACUGGUGAUCCUUUGUUGUAAAUGAUAUUCACUGUUUAAAAUGUUCAUUUGUGAUUAUUUUGUGCAUAAGAAAGGCUUACCAGUCAUUCUUAUCUUUCGCUUUAUGAAACACCCACCAGGUACCCGUUUACCUCACCAGGUGGGUGUUUCAUAAAGCUGUUUGUAAGUUAAGAGCAACUUUAAGAACGACUGGUGAUCCUUUCUUGUGCAAAAUAGUGUAUUCAUUGGGGAUGGUUAAGCGCGCAAGAAAGGUUCACCAGUCGCUCUUAUCUUACGAACGGCUUUAUGAAACGCGACCCAGGGUUUAGUGCAGCACAAUUUUGAUCAAUUUCUUGCUGAAGUAAAUUACAUUAUAGCUGAGAUUACCUUGGGUGAAUCACAUCGCAGUUUGGUUAUAUUCCUUGAAGAAAAUCAAUGGCAUGGUUUGGGAUUUUUACUUUGGAUUCCCUGAUUGGUGGCCCAGGAUUUUCGUUUUUUUUUCUUUAGAUUUCUAGAGCUAUUGUGGGCAUUUGGAGAGAAAAUUAACCCCAAACACAAUUGUUAUUCUAUCCUGUUGGUGUUUAAGAAACAAUGCAACAUUGCAUUUUCUAGCAUCUGUUUUAUUUUAUCCAGUAAAGUUUAGCUUGUAUUGUGAAGUGAAUAUGCAUGCAGUACUUAUUAAGACAUAAAGCUGAAAUUCCCAUUUGGACUAUGCAAUCCUCCAGACAGAGUAUUUACAUGUAGAUAGGCGAAGAACAGUAUAUUUGUAAAUAGGUUGAUGUAAAAAGAAAAGAUUGUUCUUAUUGUAUAGACUAUGUAUUUGUACUUGUACAUAAUGAAAUUGAAAUGUAUUCCAAGAAAGCUUGUGUGUGCAUUAAAAGAUGAUUCCAUCCUUUCAAAA